This is a messenger RNA of Erpetoichthys calabaricus (reedfish), 1001 nucleotides long. It is a transcript of the gene hsd11b1la, whose product is annotated as hydroxysteroid (11-beta) dehydrogenase 1-like a. The transcript has 7 exons. Gene Ontology annotation, molecular function: oxidoreductase activity. Gene Ontology annotation, cellular component: intracellular membrane-bounded organelle. NCBI's taxonomy places the organism in Eukaryota, Metazoa, Chordata, Cladistia, Polypteriformes, Polypteridae. Bases 67 to 936 code for a protein of 289 amino acids. The record is from RefSeq and is a predicted model, not a curated record.
UUUAUUUAUUUUUUUUUUGGGCAGAGGGGUGCUUCGGAAGGAAAUAAAGAGAAGAAGACAGCCACCAUGGGACGCGUGCUGAAAGUGCUACUCUUUUGGAGCGUGUUAAGCGCAGCGUACAUCGCUUACCAGUGGAGAGACACUUUUGAUCCAGCUGUGCUUUCUGGCAGACGUGUUCUUGUCACUGGUGCAAGUAAAGGAAUUGGGGAGCAGAUUGCCUAUCACUAUGCUCGGUUUGGAUCGCAAAUUGUUAUAACAGCUCGGACAGAAUCCGCAUUAAAGAAGGUCGCUGAAAAAUGCCUACAGCUGGGAUCCCCAAAGGUGUGGUACAUCCCUGCCGACAUGUCAGAUCUGGAAGAUCCCAACCGAGUUCUGCGCUUUGCACUCGACAAGCUAGGUGGUUUAGAUUACCUGGUUCUUAACCAUAUUGGGAGUACCUUCUUCCAGAUGUGGAAUGGAGAUGUGGAACACAUUCGUGUGCUUAUGCAGGCGAACUUCUUAAGUUAUGCUCAGAUGGUAUCUUCAGGGUUGCCCUUCCUGAAACAGAGUAAUGGCUCCAUCAUUGCUGUGUCGUCAAUUGCAGCAAAGAUUCCCUCCCCUUUCACCAUUCCUUACACAGCAACCAAAUCUGCAGUGAAUGGCUUCUUCGGAUCUCUCCAGCAUGAGUUGUCCAUGCAGAAAGUCAACGUUUCCAUCACACUCUGCAGUCUUGGCCUAAUCGACACAGAGACUGCCUUGAGGAAAGUAAAGGGUGUCAUCGACACAAUGUCAGCCUACCCAGCAUCAGGGGCAGCUCUGGAAGUCAUUAAGGGUGGAGCCACCAGACAAAACGAGAUCUUUUACCCCUGGUACUGGCAGCUGGUGUGUGCCAUACGGGACUGGUUUCCCGGGUAUCGGGACUCAGUUAUACAGAGUUCAUACAAGUACAACCCUUGAAAAAAGUGGUGAAAGGAAACAAAUAUCUUGACAUCUGUUUGUCUAUAAUAAAAUUUUCCAGAAAA